AUGGCGACGGCAACAUCAGCAGCACCCCUCGAAAAAUCAAACGAGCGACCGAGCGCCCUGCGCUCGAUUAUUGCUGGAUCGACGGCGGGUGCGGUCGAGAUUGCCGUCACGUAUCCUGCUGAGUUUGCGAAGACGAGGACGCAAUUGAAUCGCCGGUUAGGAGAUGGGCAGAAGUUACCGUGGCCGCCGUUUGGGAAGGCGUGGUAUGCGGGGUGUACGACGCUGAUCAUUGGGAACUCGUUGAAGGCGGGGAUUCGGUUCGUGGCGUUCGACCAGUACAAAUCAAUGCUACAAGAUGCAGAUGGCAAGAUCUCAGGCCCGAGGACGGUUAUUGCUGGGUUCGGGGCGGGAGUUACAGAGUCGCUGUUGGCUGUUACGCCGUUUGAGAGUAUCAAGACUACACUAAUCGAUGACCGCAAAUCCGCCAAACCCCGCCUGCGAGGCUUCCUCCACGCCGUGCCUAUCAUCGCAAGAGAGAGAGGACUCAGGGGCUUCUUUCAAGGCUUCGUGCCCACAACCGCCCGUCAGUCAGCCAACAGCGCCGUUCGCUUCAGCUCCUACGCCUUCCUGCGCCAGCUCGCGCAGUCGUACACGGCCCCCGGGGAGAAACUAAGUACCAUGGCUACGUUUGGGAUCGGUGGUGUGGCGGGACUGAUCACGGUAUAUGCGACGCAGCCGCUGGACACGGUGAAGACACGGAUGCAGAGUAUAGAGGCGAGAAGCCUGUAUCGGAACAGCUUUGCGUGUGCGGCGCUGAUUGCGCGGAAGGAGGGGGUGUUCACCUUCUGGAGUGGUGCGCUGCCACGGCUGGCGAGGUUAAUGUUGAGCGGGGGGAUUGUGUUUACGAUGUACGAGAAGAGUAUUGAUUUGAUGGCCAGGCUGGAUCCGGAAAAGAAGUACGUCUGA
Messenger RNA from Drepanopeziza brunnea f. sp. 'multigermtubi' MB_m1, 906 nucleotides. RefSeq lists its product as uncharacterized. Lineage: Eukaryota; Fungi; Ascomycota; Leotiomycetes; Helotiales; Drepanopezizaceae. Gene Ontology annotation, cellular component: mitochondrion. Gene Ontology annotation, molecular function: citrate secondary active transmembrane transporter activity. Gene Ontology annotation, biological process: mitochondrial citrate transmembrane transport. The record is from RefSeq and is a predicted model, not a curated record.